GGCGCGGCGGGGCUGGGGGACCGGCGUGACGCCCCUCCGGGCGGCGCUCCGGCCUGACAGCUGGGUUUCCGCCUCUCUGCGGUAGAGAAAAAUCCGAUUAUGAGCGUGCAGAAAUGUCUCCCUUCGAAAAUAAAGGACUAAUACUGGGAAUAAUGGCAGGGACUGCUGGAUUAAGCCUGGUACUGAUUUGGUACCACAAGAUCCGAAAGUCUGGCGCAGCUGUGCGUAUACGUGCGUUCCAGGAUAUAGGUAACAGAAUUAAUUCUGUGGUCUUGCAAAACGAGGCUCCUAAUGAGCAAGGAGCAGUAAUGGUUUUACAUGGAAGGCAACUGCAGAUACUAGAAAAAUUGAACGGCCUGCUACUAAGCGUAGAUGAACUGAAGAGAGAGGUGGAAUUUCUGAAAGAAGCUAUUCCAAAACUUGAAGAGCUUGUUCGAAAUGAGCUUCAAGGAAAAGGUGAUGUUCAGAGAGUUAGUCCAUCACACAGAGCAACAAGGCGGAGGAAAGCAGAGACAGCUUCUGGUGCAAGAGAAACUACCAGCUCUGAGGAGGCAGAAAGUGAAGGAGGUUACCUUACCGCUCAUACUGAUUCUGAAGCAGACUCCGAGGAAGAAAAGAGAUGUAUGAAAUCACUUGAUGCCGUGGUGAAAUCAGAAGAAGAUGAAGACUUAUUUAACUUUUUACAGCAGGUGGACAAUUUGCACAAGGGUUCAGAGGAUGAUAAAAAGGAGGGCUUCAGACUGCUGCUUGAGAAAGAUGACAAGUAUGAAAACUGUGUGGACUUUCUUUGGAGGCUUGCACGUGCUUAUGGAGAUCUGUUUGAGAUGACUACUGAUGCUGAGGAGAAAAGGAAAUAUGUAACUGAUGGAAAGAUUAAAGCUGAAAAGGCUGUUCAACUGGAUGCUGGGAGUGCUGAGAGUCACCAGUGGUUUGCAAUUAUGUGUGGCUAUAUGUCUCAGUUUGAAAGUGUACAAAACAAAAUCAGGAAUGGUUAUCUCUUUAAGGAGCACCUAGACAAAGCAAUUGAACUUAAACCUCAAGAUCCCUUUUUGUAUUACCUAAAUGGAAGAUGGUGCUAUUCAGUAGCUCAGUUGUCUUGGAUUGAAAAGAAAGUAGCUGCUGCUCUCUUUGGGACUCCACCAACUUCAACAGUAGAAGAAGCAUUGCAGAAUUUCCUUAAGGCAGAAGAAAUGCAUCCAGGAUAUUCCAAAUGCAAUUAUGUGUAUUUGGCAAAGUGCUAUAAAGAUCUUGGCCAGAAAAACAAUGCACUGAAGUACUGUGAUUCUGCACUGUCAAUUCUCUCAGUUACUAAUGAGGAUAAAGAGGCCCAGAAAGACUUAGAGGCUUUACUUCUUACACUGAAGCCCUGAUACUACGUACUUUUAACUCUUCAUGCUGUAAUAAAAUUGCAAAACUAAAAUGAGAAUCUACAGUGACUGGAAACUGCGGGUGAAUUUCAGCUAAAUCAGUCAUUGAUUUUGGUUGGAUUGGAUCAUGGCCUUUAAGUGUAUGGUGAUUAUGAUAUUAAAAUAAUACAUUCAUUUUUGAUUAUUUACAAUCUUGUACUGAAGUUUAAUUUUAGAUUUCUGACACUGUGAGUCUGAUUCUCAUGAACAUGAAGUCCACUGCUGGCAAUGGACCUACUGUGGGUUAGAAUGCAAAAGGAAUAAAUCUCACUCUUCAAAAGAUUAAUCAACUAGUACAUGAUGCCAGCAUAGAACUGUGUGUAGCAUAAACAAACAAAAAAUGUUUCCAUAGUAAAUUAUAUUUAUAUCAACUAAUUUACACAGAUGUGUACAGAAGAAAAUCAUGAAUAUUUAUGUUUACACAUUUCUCUACUCUUAAAAAAGUUACAGUCUUGUUGAAGUUAAACAAAGCUGUUGCCGCAACAAAGCUCUUUUUACUUAAAACAUAUUGUUGGUUUUACAAAGAAAUGUGAAAAUUUUAUAAAUUAAAUAUUAUAAUUUAUUUGUAGUAUCCAGUACAAUAUUAAAGAUCAGACCAAUUAAAUGAAGUGGUUAGAUUAAUCUGUUGCAGCUGUGAUGUUUAGUGGAUUUGUAUCAGGACCUCCAACAAGUUUGUGAAGUCUGCCUAUCUUUGAAGAGUUGCCUAAUGUGGUUUCAUCAGAGUGUCUUUGGAGAGCCUUCUCCAGCAUGUGUCCAUCACUAACCUUUUAUAUCAUCUGUGUAACAUAACCUGUACAUAAAAAUAGACUACCAAAGACCUACUACUUCUGUCUGUUUUGGACAGCAGUGUUUUCAAUAAAAUGUAGCAGAUAGGGAAAGAAUUUCCAUUCACCACUGGAGUGAUCCAGAAUACAGAAGAAUAGAAUGCAGAAUCCAGUCUGUAGAAGAAUAGAGGCCAGUUAUGAUUGGCUUUUAAUUCAGGAUCUUAAUCUAGAUGCAGGGAGUGUACCUGGAAGAAGUAGGCAUUUCUGUUAAAGAACAUAGAAUUGAAUAAAGACAACUAAAUGUUCCCUU
Molecule: messenger RNA, 2480 nt
Organism: Parus major (Great Tit)
Lineage: Eukaryota; Metazoa; Chordata; Aves; Passeriformes; Paridae
Gene: RMDN2
Product: regulator of microtubule dynamics 2
Exons: 11
Coding region: 114-1370 (418 amino acids)
Cellular component (GO): mitotic spindle pole; cytoplasm; spindle microtubule
Molecular function (GO): microtubule binding
Source: RefSeq, a predicted model, not a curated record